CACCCGAUCAACAAUUUCGCAGUGGGAAAGACAUGAACAGCUAUGAUUCACGAGGUGAACAUCUAAGAAGAUUAUGGCUGACAUGGAUUCAGACAACCUCACUAACUUAAACAGCAAUGUCACGGACUUCAGCAGUGCUUUUAUAAAGACAGCGCUGCCCGUCUUCUACUGCCUGAUCUUCGCUGGGGGACUCAUUCUGAACUGUUUGGCUGCCUUGAUCUUCUUCAGAAUUCCCAGCAACACCAGCUUUAUCAUUUACCUCAAGAACAUUGUGGUCGCCGACCUUUUGAUGACCCUGACGUUUCCGUUCAAGAUUGUGAACGAUUUUGGCUCGGGGGGCUGGCGGAUGAGGGUGAUCGUGUGCCGUUACACGGCUGUUGUUUUCUACAUGAACAUGUAUGUUGGGAUCACCUUCCUGGGGCUGAUCAGUUUGGAACGAUACCUGAAAAUCGUCCGGUCCUCUGGUGCCUCUGUUAUGCAGAAUGUCACCUAUGCUAGAGUGAUCUGUGCAGCAACCUGGUGCCUUCUCAUCUUUUUUAAUCUACCAAAUUCAAUACUGACCAGCAAAGAAGCUACAGAAGAAACAUCUUGGCACUGCAUCAGACUCAAAACAGAACUGGGGGUGCAGUGGCACAAAGUGACCAACUACUUCUCCGUCAGUAUCUUCUGGGCUGUGUUUCUGCUGAUGGGAUUUUGCUACGCCUCAAUAACCAAGAAGAUCUAUGACUCCUACCAAAAGUGCAGGAGAGACAGGACUGAGACCAGGAAAAAGUCAAACCGGAACAUAUUUAGCAUUUUGGUGGUGUUUUUUAUCUGUUUUGUCCCAUACCAUGCUUGUAGAAUUUCUUACACCUUAAGUCAGACUGCAGGCUCAUUCAGUGCACAGAGCAAGUUUGUGCUGUUCCACCUAAAGGAAAGCACCCUGAUGCUGUCAGCUUUGAAUGUCUGUCUUGACCCUGUGAUUUAUUUCCUCAUGUGUAAACUGUUCAGAGAGCUACUUCUAGAAAGAUUCUCUGAGAAAAGCACCGAAAUGAGAAGAAAAUCCGUCUCUUACAGUGCCACUACAGUGUGAAGAGCUGUAAAUGUUUUUCAGAAAGGAAAGGCGCAGACUUGCAGAAAGACAAAGUCUUGAUACCACUCUCUCUGUCCACUCUCACUGUCCAUUAGUAAAUCUGAGUAUGGGCUUGACCCAAUGGUACCUGCAAGUGAAGAUCUCAUGUUCCAUGUCAAAGUUAUGAUUUAUUCAUAGCUUAAUAAUAUAAGGGGAUAGGAUUUGGGAAGUCUUAGGUUUGAUGCUGUUAAGUACUUAACUUAAUAUUUAAUCAAUAGUAGUAACUUCUCUUCUCUUGACAAGUACUGUACAUAUGUAUGCAGACAAGGCAGAGGGUCGAUUUAAUGUCUUGAAAAUAUGUUGUAUAUGUCCUGUUUGAAAGUAUUGAUUUAAUUAUUUAGAACUGUGAAUGGGUGAGGUGGGAAAAUAAAUAAAAUCUAUUUAAUAAA
Molecule: messenger RNA, 1500 nt
Organism: Lepisosteus oculatus (spotted gar)
Lineage: Eukaryota; Metazoa; Chordata; Actinopteri; Semionotiformes; Lepisosteidae
Product: P2Y purinoceptor 14
Biological process (GO): G protein-coupled receptor signaling pathway
Cellular component (GO): membrane
Molecular function (GO): G protein-coupled purinergic nucleotide receptor activity
Source: RefSeq, a predicted model, not a curated record